Molecule: messenger RNA, 2235 nt
Organism: Closterium sp. Yama58-4
Lineage: Eukaryota; Viridiplantae; Streptophyta; Zygnematophyceae; Desmidiales; Closteriaceae
Source: the annotation of a GenBank genome assembly
AUGACGAGUUGUUUGGACCAGCGCUGCAGUGCUUUCCAUUUAUCGGAUGCCUUCUGUGUUCUGCAUCCUUUCAAACGGGAGUUCACUUUCUACUCACAUGCCUGCCAGACCAGCUCGCGCAUUGAUCGCGCACUCAUCUCGCAGUCGCUGCUAUCGCAUGUUGAGUUCGCCUCCCACAUCAUGCCUGCUGACCCAAUCUCGGAUCACAGCUUCGCGAUUAAGGUGGCCUUCAGGAUGAGCACGCAGGUGCAGACGGGACCGGGCCUCUGGAGGAUCCCUGCAUACAUGGUGGGGAGACCGGGUGUCAGAAAGGUGAUCAAAAAGGUGUCGAACCAGAUGGAGGAAUCAGGUGACAACUACGAGCUGCUAAUCGCGAGACUGAACGCAGGGCUCAAGGCUUACGCCAGAGAGGAGAGAAAGAGGGUCCGCGCCACGAUGACCUUCCUUCAACAGGCGGUUGCUGAUCUGAAACAGGCGUGGCUGGGGGACCCGAGCUGUGUCCGGCUGAAAGACCUGCUGAGCGAGAGGGAGCUCCAAUUGAGAAGUUAUCAGCAGUCGCGGCAGGAGAGACUGCACGUGAUGGCCGGAAUGAAGGAGGCGACGUUGGGGGAGGUAGCAUCACCUUUCCUAUCUGCGAAGAUUAAGGGCCGGAAGGAGCGCACGCAAAUCACGGAGUUAAACGUGGGAGGCACAAUGGUCAGCGACAAUAAAGGCAUUUUGGGUGCAGCUUCGCAGUUGUUUGGAACGGACAGACAGACGGUCUUAUCUGAGUGGGAACCCUCGGCGGACAGAAGACUGUUGUCAGCAGCGGCGGAGUCGUUGUCUGCCGAGUGGUCGGAGGAGGAGGUUAAGAGCGCGUUUCAGUCGAUGACGAAUAAUAAGGCUCCUGGCCGGGACGGCUUGCCAAAGGAGCUCUUCGAAGCACAUUGGGACAUCCUGGGCAAACACUUCAUGUCGCUGGUGAAGAGUUUCUCGGACACGGCGUCCCUCCCAGCCUCCACAAAAGACGCGGUGACCAUCCUGCUGCAUAAGAAAGGGGGAAGAGAUCAGCUGGAGAACUACCGUCCAAUCACAUUGCUCAGCUUCACCUAUAAAGUGAUAGCGCGUGUGGUAGCGGACAGGAUGAAAACAGUGCUCUCGGGGGUAGUCUCACCGGAGCAGUUUGGCUUCUUCCCUGGGAGGAGGUUGUCAGACGCUGUGGGGCUAGUGGCGGAUAUUAUCGAAGCGGCCAAAAAUAAAGAUAAAGACUGGUACCUCCUGCUCGUUGAUUUUAGGAAGGCCUUCGACUCGGUAUCGCGGGGAUUCCUGUUUACGGUGCUGGAGAAGAUGGGUUUUCCUCCUCGCUUUGUCGGAUGGAUUCGGGGCCUGCAUGAGAACACACGGACAAGUCUGUUGGUUAACGGUUGGAUUGGCGAAGCGGUUGAAGUGGUCUCGGGGGUGCGUCAGGGUUGCCCUCUAGCACCUUACCUGUUUUUGUGCGCGGUGGAACCGCUGGCGCAGGAAGCAGCGAACCGGAGGAUUGGUAUUUCCGAGGGUGAUCAGCGGCUGGCGUAUCUUGGUUACGCCAAUGAUACAUCUCUCAUCCUGGAGGGGGAGGAGCAGAUUGUAGCGGCAGAGAAGCUGUUAGAAGAGUUUGCAGGGGAGUCAGGUCUCGCUACUAACAAGAAGAAGUCAAUUGUCGUACCACUGGGGUCGAAUCUGGGCAGGCAGCCCUGGAAGACCGAUGUUUUCAAAUUGGCGAAGGCUGAUGAGGCAGAAAGGCUGCUGGGGGUGUGGGUGACUCCUGCUGUAAGCUGCAAUCCUACAUGGGAGAAGGCUUUCGCACAGAUUAAGCGGAAAUUGUCGCAGUGGGAGGCGCAACAUCUCACAACUGGCGCGCGUGCUGCGGUGAUAAACUGCUACAUCUCACCGAUAAUCUUCUUUCAGGCUCAGGGGUACCCGCCACCGAUGGAUAUUUGGGGGCGGAUACUGAAACUGACGCACAAUUUCAUGUCGGGUAACCGGGCCUCCACCGACAAGGAAUUUAUACUGUGGAGCAGAGAGCUGUUGUACAUGGCCAGGGAAGAGGGGGGUGUCUGUGUGAAGGACCCCGAGAUCGAACUUAUCUGCCUAAUUGCCAGAAAGAUCGGGCUGCUGCUCACCGAGACGAACGCGCUGAAACGUGACAUCAUGCUCCAGGCUGCGGACUUGCCGCUUGGAACGGACACUUUCGUCGCUCACGCUACAGUGGGUUAG